AGCUGAUGCGGCGCUGCGGAAGCCUCUGGCGUCCAACCCCACGGCAACUCCAGCAAACUCAACCGAAGUCUCUCUUUAAAACAAGCUCGAGCAGAACUCGGGUCCCACCGCUGCCAGUGCUGUAACUAUCCCGAUCACUUCAUUUCAUAAUUAUUUUUGAGACGUGAUACCACCGAGUUACACAUCCGAAAGCUCAUGAGAAGUUCCAUCUUUGAGCACAAGCGCCCAACCCCUCGUCCCCACUUCAACCUCGAUUCCUAAAUUGGAAGUCGUCCCAGCGACGCAAUCAGCGGAGGUCUUGAUCAUGGCGGCGCCAGUUGAUGCAAAAAGAGAGCUGGAUCUCAUAGAGAAGGUGGAAUGGCGAAUACUCUCCGCAUCUUCUGAUGAAACGAAGCUCCAGGGGCUCCUAAAAGUCUACCUUCCACCUUUGCUGUUGAAGGCCGGUAGCGAGCAUGCCUCGGUCCGGAACAAGGUCAUAUCGACAUGCCAGACCAUCAAUAAAUUGAUCAAAUCACCAGGCAUCGUCCUUCCGGUUGGGGCCCUGUUGGAUCAGUACAAGGGGACGGAGCAGACGCUCGUCCGUCACUUCGACCUGAUCUACGUACAACACAGCAUAACGAAGCUGGACGCCGAUGAGCACCGGGCCCUCGCCCCCAAAGCUCUCCAUGGCAUCAGCAGGGGAUCACCAAGCUCACUCAGCCAGCUCUUCAGUAUCGCCCUGCGAAUGCUUCCUGCGGUGAAGAUUCCGUCACGUGGAAGCAAGGAAGAUGUUGACUUCCGAGAAACCAUGGGCCUAGCAGACCCAGAGGAUGCCAAGUUCGUCGCGGAGUGGCUUGGGAAACUGCUGCUGCUACGGAUGAACACGGCAGGCCCAGCUCAGUCUCCGGGCUUGUCCGAGGCGGACAUCAACUUCCUCACGUCUGGCAAGCCUGACACCUGGAACCCUGCAGCCGGCGGGUUGAACCUUGCGGAAACCCGGAUCCAAGUCGUCAACUUGCUAGCUAGCGGCGCCUUUACCGACGAGGAGAGGUUUAUCCCCGCCAUUUACGCGGCAGCAAGUUCAGACUACCGGAUCUCUGGCGUUGGGGAUGACCUGCUAAAGAGGAGUUCUGUCUCACUCGAAGAUCAACCCUUGGUUCGAAAGCUGUUCGAAGCACACUCUCGACUACCCGCUCCAUACCGCAUUCGCAUUCUUGGGAUUCUAAGCAAAUCAGAAGCAGCUACAGCCUUUACCGAUGACAUCCUCGCCGCAUUCCGCCUGAACGUCACUCUUCAAGCCGAGUCCGGCGACGCCAUGCAAAUCGACGGCCAGCCAGCUGCUGUAAAGUCAUCCGGCCUAGAACGCAAUAAACUCCAUCGGGCACUAUUCGAGUUCAUCAACUGGGUAGCGCGUAUCGGCUCGGGCAAAACUGACUACAGCAAGAUCGGACCGCCCCUAGUCGGGCUGCUCAGAGAAUUCGUGAGGGACCAAGGCUGGCCGAGGCCCACACGCCAGUCAACUGACGAGAGCACACUGCGGUCGAGGGCGUACGAGACCAUCGGCAUCCUCGCUAAAGGCGCGGUUAUGUCAGACAGUGAGCGGCUCACUUUGACGGGGUGGCUCUUCCGCUCCCUCUCGGAAGACCCGACCCCGGACGUUGUCGUCAACAUUGAUGGCGCCUUGUCCAGUCUCACGAGUCUAUUCAAGCCCCCGCACAGCUUUUCCAUCAACACUCAGCUCCAAUCAAUCCUCCUCACAUAUAUGACGCUCAAAGAUGACGAUGGAGACGCCGUCCGGAGCUCCCGGCAUGCCGUCACCAAGUGGGCCAAUAAUUGCCUUCUCUUCUCUGACGUGUACGCACGCUGGAUCGAUGUUCUCGCCAUUGCUGGCCGCCCGGAUGAGCGCAGCGACGUAGUCGAGGAGGGCCAGAAAGGCCUGGACCCGUGGACUUACUACGCCAACGACGACAAGUCGCGGGCUUUGCCGGACUGGAAAGAGAUGGUCCAGAUGUUCUUCAAGGACUCUAUUGUGCCGCUCAACGCUAGUUCGCUAUGGGGCGACCACCAAGGAAUGGACGUGGAUGAUAGAGGCGUCUUUGUCAACUUUUCCGCCCCAUCACUCCUAGCCUUUCCCGUUGCUGUCGACUAUUGCAGGCGGAUUCUGUUUCUGACAGCGCUAAAGGAUUUCCAAGUUGAGCCUGGAUGGGAGCGGCGGCUUGGAGCACUUGUACAAUCCGACCUUUCCAGCCGGCUCACUAUUCGGGAAUACCUGUCCAAGUUUACCCACCAGGAGCACGCUCUCUUUCGCCUCAUGCGAGCUGCAUUCGAGGGGAUGAUCAUGGAAGACGCGAGGAUCGCUGAACCAUGUGCCCGAUCGUUUGUGGAGAUUGCGUCACUGUCGCCCCGAUCGAUCCUAACGCACUUAGCCUCCCGAUCCAUGGAGCUGACGCCCUUGAUCAAGUCCAACAAGAAGGAGCUUAGGAUGCUCGGCUCGCGGGCCUUUGGGAUUCUUGCGGCCCAUCCUUCAAACCCUACGGAGUCGGUCGUCAGCUCCAAGGAAGCCCUAUGCAACAUCGCCAGGAACCUCACGACUGCGGUAGGAUCGGAGCUAAACGCCGUCGAGGGUGCAUUCGUGGCUUUGGGUCAUCUCGUCUCGAGACGGAUUUACUAUGGUGCAGACGGGAGCGACAGUACAGCUACCAACCUUGGCGAGAUAUUACCGACAUUGAACACAGUUUCCUCCAAAACAACGGCCACCCAGGAGGCACUAUUCGAGGCAUACUCCCAGCUUUGGACUGCGGCCAUCCAGACAGUACCGCAAAACGGCGAGGCCGGGGAAAGCCUUCAUAGCGUCCUGUCCAAGGAAUUCAUCGACCCACUCGUCACCCAUGCGAAGAAGGGCAACGAGAAGGCCAUCACUGCGCUAGGAAGACUCGCAAUCUCAGUUCCAGUAACGGGAGAAACGGGGGGCAGCGUGACCGACGAUACACUCGGCUUGAUCCUCGAGAAGUUGUACUCCUUAUACGAAAUUAGGCAGGCCGAGGUGCAUUUCGCCGUCGGCGAAGCCAUCGCAGCAGCCGUCGCAUGCUGGGACGCCGAAGUCGUGCGGCUCACCGUCGAUGUACAAGCCGAGGGAGCUGCUUACGAAAUCCCCAAGAGGGGCGCGCGUCUUACCGUGGUCCUGGAGAAGCUCCUCAUAGACUGCAAGACCACUAAGCCGUCUUUGCUCAAGGCUUCCGGUAUUUGGUUGUUCUGCGUUAUCCAGCACUGCUCUCACUUGGAAGAGGUCCAGUCGAGGCUUCGAGAGUGCCAGGUUGCCUUCAUGCGUCUCCUUAGCGCAAGAGACGAACUUGUCCAGGAGACCGCGUCUCGAGGACUCGCAUUGGUGUACGAGAAGGGCGACUCGGACCUCAAGGGCGAGCUUGUUCGCGACCUUGUCUCGGCAUUCACCGGUUCCGGGCCACAACUCAAAGUCGACCAGGAGACGGAACUCUUCGACGCUGGCGCCCUCCCCACUGGUGAUGGCAAGUCCGUCACCUCGUACAAGGACAUCGUUAGCCUGGCAAACGAAGUUGGCGAUCCGAGUUUGGUUUACAAGUUCAUGUCGCUCGCGACCAAUGCCGCGACUUGGUCAACUCGAUCCGCCUUCGGGCGCUUCGGGCUCAGCAACAUCCUCUCGGAAUCUGAGAUCGACCCCAAGCUUUACCCAAAGCUGUACCGCUACCGCUUUGACCCGAACCAGAACGUCCAGCGCUCGAUGAACGAUAUCUGGAAGGCAUUGGUGAAAGACCAAAAGACCGUCAUGGAAACCCACUUCGAUAGCAUCAUGAAGGACCUGUUGAAGAGCAUCCUGGGCAAGGAGUGGCGUGUCCGCGAGGCCAGCUGCGCCGCCAUCUCCGACUUGGUGUCCGGUCGGCCCUUCCCAAAGUACGAACCAUACUACAAGAAUAUCUGGACGGCGGCACUCAAGGUACUUGACGACGUCAAAGCCACGGUGCGGAACGCAGCGCUACACCUUUGCAUUGCGCUCUCGACGACGCUUGUCCGCCAGCUCGAGGAGUCUGGUUCCACAACGACGGCCAAGGCAAUGAUGAACGAGGCUCUUCCAUUCUUACUCUCCGACAAGGGCAUAGAGAGUAGUGCCGAAGACGUGAAAGUAUUCUCAACCAUCACGGUCAUGAAGAUUGCCAAGAGCGGUGGCGAUGCUCUCAAGCCCUACAUUCCCACGAUGGUCCCUCACCUCCUCAAUCUCCUGAGCACAAUCGAGCCCGAAGCUAUCAACUACCACUACCAACGUGCAGGCGAAGAUAACCGCGAAAAGAUCGACAAGCUCCGCAGUGCUAUGGUCUCGCGAAGCCCCAUCGCCGAGGCAAUCGACAACUGCCUCCGCAGCGUCGACGCCUCCGUCAUGAAAGACUUUGCGCCCAAGCUUCAAGAGUCAGUCAAAACCGCCCUGGGAAUGCCCACCAAAAUCGGCUGCGCCCGCGUCCUUUCCACCCUCGCAACGCGCCACACCCUCUCCUUCGCGCCUUACUCGCCCACCUUCCUCACCCUCCUCGAAAAGCAAACUCUCGACCGCAACGACGAAGUCAGCCAGAACUACGCGCGCGCCGCCGCCUACCUCCUCCGCAUCAUCCCCACCCCGGACGCGAAGACGCGGUUCGCCGACCGCCUCGUGUCGCUCUACCUCACCUCGGAGGACGAAACCCGGCGGCAAAAGGUAGCCGACGCCGUGCUGGCGGUGGCCAAGAUCUCGCCGGACCACUUCGCCGCGCUCGAGACCCAGCUCCUGCCCUUCGCCUUCCUCGCCCGCCACGACACGGACGAGUACGUGUGCAAGGCGGCGCGCGAGGUCUGGGACGCCCACGCCGGCAGCACCGGCCUCACCGUCGUGCGCUACCUGCGCGAGAUCGUCGCGCUUGUUGAGGCCUGCCUCGCCACCGCCCAGUGGGCCCUCAAGCACGCGGGUGCUCUGGCCGUCGCCGCUGCCGUGCAGGGCGUGGUGACCGCGGGCGAGACGUCGGGCAGGCCGAACGCGGAUGCUCUCGCGGCCGUGUGGCCCGUCUAUGACAGGGCGCUGGCGCUCAAGACGUUCGAGGGGAAGGAGAAGCUGCUGGAGCCGCUGCCGGGGUUUGUCAAGGCCGCGAGGGGGCUGUGGGAGGCGGAUGCCCAGCUGGCGGGGCAGGUGAGGAAGGUUGUGGCGCGGGAGGCGAAGCGGAACAAUGAUGCCUACCGGCCGCAUGCGUUUGCGUGUCUGUGGAAGGUUGCCGCGGAGAGGGAGGACCUGGACAUGCUGGGAGAGAUUGCGGAGAUUGUGGAGCCGUAUUUGGUGGUGGAGGAAGAGGAUGGCGAUGCCAUGGAUGUGGACGACGAGCCCAAGGGUGGAAAGGGGGUGAGGGGCGGGCUGGAUUUGAAGGCCCAGACGGUCUGGGCUGCGAUCGAGGCGGUUGUCAGGGGGUACAACCGGGUCAAGAUGAAGAAGGAUCCUGUGGCUGUCCUUCGGGAGGUUGUCCUCGCGCUCGAGGCCGCUGCUGGUGGGAAGGGCAAGGCACUCAACGCCCAGUCACCGUGCGUUGCGAGGGCCGAGCUUGCGACUAUCAGGCGGACUUUCUGGUAUGACUGCGUCAGGGAGGUCUUGGAGGAGGCGCUAGGUGAAGUCGUCGUCCCUGGCGGCGGGCUGGAAGGUAAACAGGAGGUCGUCACAUGGUUCUUCAACACCCUGGAUAUGGCAACAGAUGAGGUCGGCACUGAAGACCAGCGUCUUGCCAGGGCCAAGGCGGUGAAGGCGACGAUACAACUCGGCAAGGGUAUCGGGCUUGCUACGAAUACGGAACGCCUGUCUGGGAUGAAGGCCGCCGUCGACACGGCUGUGGGUAGGGAGAGGUCGCUUGAGGUACAGAAAGCGUGGAGGGAAUGUUUGGCAGUGCUCAAGUAGAUAUGUAGUAGAUUAUACACACUGAGGAUGAGUUUGAGCACGAAAAACGCUACCGCUGUUA
Chaetomium fimeti is the source of this 5975-nucleotide messenger RNA. RefSeq names its product proteasome stabiliser-domain-containing protein. Gene Ontology annotation, molecular function: molecular adaptor activity. Lineage: Eukaryota; Fungi; Ascomycota; Sordariomycetes; Sordariales; Chaetomiaceae. Gene Ontology annotation, cellular component: cytoplasm; nucleus. The transcript is spliced from 3 exons. Gene Ontology annotation, biological process: proteasome assembly. The record is from RefSeq and is a predicted model, not a curated record. Bases 305 to 5914 code for a protein of 1869 amino acids.